This is a messenger RNA of Liolophura sinensis, 6319 nucleotides long. Its product is annotated as (E3-independent) E2 ubiquitin-conjugating enzyme UBE2O-like. NCBI's taxonomy places the organism in Eukaryota, Metazoa, Mollusca, Polyplacophora, Chitonida, Chitonidae. Gene Ontology annotation, molecular function: ubiquitin conjugating enzyme activity. The record is from RefSeq and is a predicted model, not a curated record.
AUGGCCGACUGCAGGCUGUUCGAGGAAGAUGAGGUGUGCGUUUCCACGUCGGAGAAGGGUAUACUCUAUGGAUUGGUCACUCAAAAUUCCGAAUAUGUCAGCAGUGAUGAAGACAGCGAUAGUGAAGACACUCCCCAACGUGUCAAACGCGGGACCGUCGAAGUGACAUGGCAUCCCGGUGGGGAAGGAAAGGAAGUUAUUCUGCCGGAAAAAGAUCUUUGCCUGGCAGAUCGCUCCCUGAUGCCUGGAGAUGUGGUAAGACGGCUAAUUGAGGGGAAGGACAGCCAGCGAGGCUACGUUGUGGACUUACAGGGUCAGAGUCAUCUCAGGGUCCUAGGUGUGGAUAAAUACAUUUAUGAUGUCAGUACCAAAGAUGUGAUGCCUCUGCAGAUGGUUGAGACAGAUCCAGGAGAUGUCACCAUGGACUCGUGGGUGGGCAAAGUGGACUCCAUUGACAGAAAUCUCACCCUCAGAUUCCCAGAUGGUGCUAGGUGUGAAGUUCCUGAGGCGCAGUUAUACACAUUUGUUGAUGCAGUUGACAAGCGCAAGCCAUCAGAAUACUGUGUUUACUACCCAGGACAAGUUCUAAAAGGUAGAAUGCAUGAGCUGGCUUUUGCCAAGUGGCUUCAGUCGACGAAUCGUUUCAACUUCCGAUGUUGCAUGAAGAAACCCCAACAGAUGGUUACAGUGUAUGUUGAAAAGACUGGGAAAUUCCUCACGCUUCAUAAAAAACUAAUGUCAGACACAGUGACAGACAGCAACAUGACCAGCUUGCUUCAGCCCCUGGAAUCUUUUGCCUGUAGCGUACAGCUUGGAGAUCGUUGUUAUUAUGUUAUAAAGCCCACAGAUGUGCUGGAGACCAAAGCCCCCUGUUGGUUUCCCCCAUUACACCUCAAGCAUCUCUUAGAACAGACAAACUAUGUCCCUCCUUCGCAGCAUCAAGAGGAUACUUCAUCAUCAAAAAGUACUAGAAUGAAUAACACAACAGAAACAAAUGUCGCAUCAGCUGCGGAGGGAUAUGACGACAAAUCAUCCAAGAAUUUUUCUCCUGUACACACAUCAAGUGCGUGUAACCUUGAGGAGUUCCACAAACAUGUGAAGACUGAGGCAGCCAGUCCAUGCUCAGAUGACAAAAACCAAGGUAAUGCAGAAACAGACCUAGGUUGUGGAGAUGCUGAGGAGUACACUUCUGAAUCAAGUUCCACAGAUGAUUCAGAUCACUCGUCGGGUUCUUUGUCAAACACACGGAAACGGAAAAAUCAGCGAAGGAAAGGAGGUGCAGUCACAGCCAAUUUCAGAAGGAAGGCUAAGGUUCUGCGUGCGCAGAAAGAUAUACCUUUUCCUGAAAUUUCAGCUAAUGUGGGAGAUAAAGUCACAGUAGAUGUCUGCUAUACAUAUUCUGUGGCUACCAUAAUGUGGCAGGAUGGUACUGUGGAGAAGAAUGUGCCCUCUGUUGACUUGUACCCUAUCCAUCACCUGGAUGAACUGGAAUUCUUUCCUGGGGACUAUGUUUUAAACAAUAAAGAUACUGGUGACAGUACUGAGUAUGGGGUUGUGGUGAAGUGUGACCAUGCAGAGCGCACCUGCCUUCUCAAGCACAUGAAGGCCUAUGAAGUGGGCAAAGCCACAGAACCUAUUGAAGUGAAGCCUGCCAGUGAAGUUAGUGUCUAUGACAUCAAGGACCACCCAUACUACAAGUUCAGGCCUGGUCAUGUUGUCAUCAGGGUGGGAGGUUUUGAGGCUGCCACAGGCCCCCUAGAGGCUGCUGGGCUGGUCCUAGAGUCCAAUCCAGAUGGUAGAAUAACUGUAAAAUGGCCGGAUGGAUCUAUCUCACAUUGCUACCCCCAGGAACUGUACAUUGCCAGUGGAGACCUGUCUGAGUUUGGAAGUGACUCUGAGUGGACAAGUGACUCUGAGUCAGGCAGUGGCUCUGAGUCAGAUCAGAGCUGGGAAACCGAGGAUGAGGAGGUGCUGGAUGAGGUGAACUCGGAGGAUCUGAAGAAAAUACAGGCCAGGGAGGAUAAGACCAGGACCCAUGUGAAGAUAUCCCUGACUCUGGAGAAGCUAGAAGAGUUGAGCAAGAUGCUGACUCGGUCUCGUGAUGUCCUGGAGCGAUGUGACCACACCUUGGGCACCCUUAACCAGGAGAUGGAGAUCUCUGACAGCCUGCUUGGUGUGGCCAGCAUAUUUCAGGACAUAGUCAAGAUCUGUAAACACUUUGACAAAAUAUGGAAAACAUCCUUCUUCAAGGAUGCUGGGACACAACUCAACGAGCUCAUCCGAACGUUGAAGCGGGAAAUCCACAGGGAAAGUUCGCUUAGAAGUGCACGUUAUCUUUCUCAGAUGCUUUCAGCCCCGAAAGGGGGACAGGAGAAUAAUACAAAAAUUAAACAGGAUAAAAAUAAAAAUUUUCCUCCCGUUAAUAAUCAUGUGAUUAAAUCCCGUUCUGAAAAUGUGUCUGAAUCUGUUGGGAAAUGUGUUGAAUGCAAGUGUAUGGAUAAAAGCAUAACUGAACCAGUUGUUAAUGGUGAGCAGCCAGUUGAGAAUGGUGAGCAGAUGGUGGAGAAUGGUGAGCAGAUGGUGGAGAAUGGCCAGAUGACAAAUGGUGCCAUAAAAUGUAGUGCUUGCUCUGGGGCAGCAGAAGCAGGAGGGGCAGAUGCUAGUGUUGGUGAGAAGUAUGCUAGUGAUAAGACCCCAUGUAGCCCAACAGCUCCGUAUUUUAAAGCCAGAUCUUUGUGUCAGACUAUAUACAGUUUAUUGGGAGCUAAAAUGAAACAGAUGCAAGAUGAAGUGAACACGGAAUACCUCCAGCAAAAGCCGUCAACAGGUUUGGAUGCAGAGAAAGAAAGUGGAGUGAAAAGGGAGAAUGGUAUGACUACGUUAGAAACUGCAGAGUUCAGUAUGGAGACCUCAGUAAAUGGUCAGGAAAAUGUGACAGUGAGCACUGACACAGGUACGGAGGGAGCUGCUGCACCUUGCCCUCCUAAGCCAGGACUUGAGGGGGUCAUCACUGAUCUGCUCAACCACCUGUUUGUUGCUAACUCGACCACUGACUCAGAAGACUCCAAACUCCUGUCACGUUACAAAGAGGUGGAGGAUGUUGCCUCACCGUUAGCGGAUUCCCCUUCUCAGAAGUCUGCUACGAAAGGUUUUGAUAUAUGUGAAAGUGUGCCAGCCAGUCACAAGUUCAAACACGGGAAACCUCAUUCUCCAGAUAACCCUAAAGCCUUCAUGGCCGCAGUCAGAAAAGAGCUCUCCUUGUUGAAAUCCAGUUUACCUGAAGGAAUAUUUGUUAAAACUUUUGAGGACAGAAUGGAUUUGUUUUCAAUAAUGAUUGUUGGACCUGCCAACACACCAUACGAGGAUGGGCUGUUCUUCUUUGAUGUACAGUUACCCAGUGACUACCCAAAAGAGCCUCCAUUGUUUCAUUACCUGUCCUACUGCCCUGACCGUCUAAACCCCAACCUGUACGAGGACGGCAAAGUCUGCGUCAGUCUGCUGGGAACAUGGUCAGGAAAGGAUAACGAGAUGUGGACAAACCAGUCCAACCUGUUACAAGUCCUCAUUUCUAUACAAGGGUUGAUAUUGGUCAGUGAGCCAUACUACAAUGAAGCAGGUUUUGAGAAGCAGAGAGGCAGCCAGCAGGGGCAUGAAAACAGUAAGAUGUACAACGAAAUGGCAGCACUCAAGCUCAUGCAGUCAAUGGCUGGGAUAGCCUCUCGUCCUCCUGUUGUCUUCCACACUGAAGCUCAACAACACAUCCUGGCAACAGGGCCAAGGAUGAUAAAACGAGUAGAAGGAUGGGUCAGGCAGAGUAAGAGUGGCAGGAUGUCACACGCUGCUACCCCUCAAACACCGGUAGACUCGGUCAGAGUGGUGGAAAAUUCCACAUCUGCUGGCACAACAAGAGAAGAGCUUGUCCAAGAUGAACACAGUGGUGAUAACAGUUAUGCAAGGUCAUUGACUGAUGUUGAAAAGGACAAGAGCAGUCAGAUUGGAGAUGAUCAGCAUGCUAAUGGUCCUGUUGGAGUGAUGUCCCCUGAUAAUGUCUCUGGCAGAGUUAUUCCCCAUAAAGGCAGCAGCUAUGAUAAACCUGACCUGGAUACUGUGCCAGAGUUUCCACUUCUGCCUGCUUCUAAAGGAUUCUGUAUGACAAUCUGUAAACAUCUGGACGAUUUACGUAAUGCCAUUGACAGUAUUAAAGGGAGUUAAUCUUUCUGUACUGGCGAAUACAGAAGUCAAAUAGAUGACUGCUUUACCCCCUUGCAAUUUUAUGUGAUAUUUUGAAGACAACUCUCCAUUGGUGUGAUACAGGGUGACCCAUAUCUAUUGUUUUCACCCAUCUCUACAAAUUUUUAAAGGUGUUUAUUUUCAGACAUUUUGUCAAUGAUUAUGUUCUUAGUGAAAUUAUUUAUUUUUGUCCACUUCGGUUAUACUCAUGUUGGAGGCAAAACUUUUAAAUUCAAGGGAGGUUAUAUAAGUCACGAAAUAAGAUACAGUUAUAAAAAGUACCCUAAGUUAUAAAUGAGGAGUCAUUAUCUUUGGAUUAAUGUUGAUUUCCUGAAGAUGUUUAAAAAAAUAUAUAACAUAUACUGGUCACUUACAUGAGUAUCUCAGUAAGACGUACCUUAAGCCACAACUGUAAAGAAUAUCUGAGAACAGAACAUAUUUAUGGCCAUUGUAUUGAGUGACUUCAGUUGCAUGUUAUGUUGUAGUCUGAGAUCACUCUAACAUUAGGUUUGGCAAAAUUUUGUUCGGCCAUAAAUGGAUCUUAACACAAGGUCAGAGUGAGUUCCAUUUAAAAAUCUGAUGCAGCUGUGAAAAGCAGUUUGUCAUGUCAUUGGAAACAAAAAUUAUCCUUCAAACAGGUCUCACGAGAAAUAUUUGUUUCAGUCAUACAGCAUUUAACUAUUGAUUGGUUAUUUCCAAAGGCGCCUAGACACAAGAUUUUUGGGUAAUACUGCCCUCCUGGACAUAUUUGACAAGUGCAGGUAACUACAUUAGAAUUUUAAAUAGAGCCUGCUCUCACCUUGGUUUUAGGCUCUGUUUGGCAGAACAAAAUAUUGCCAAACCUAACGUGAGAGAAUCUUGGACUAGUUAAGUCUCAGGCAAUUACCAGCAGCACCACCCUGAACCCUUCAGUUUUCACCAGGCUGGAGUUGUUGCUUUGAUGAAAUAUAACAUCCUAGUAUCCAUAUUGAAAAAAGUUAACUCAUUUUUAGAAUUUACUAAUGCUGUUUAAUUUUAAAAGAAACGUGUUAUUUUACAAGCAUUGUUGUGCCAUCUCUGAAGCAGAUUUGUAGAAUGUUUCUGUUACAGUUAAAUGAGAGUCCAUUGUAUGUAAGUUAAGUUUUAAUUAUGUUAAUUCUUACUCUUGUUCAGUUUUUCCUUGCCUCUCAGUCGUACUAUAUUGAAACCAGAUGGUAAGUUAUGUGUUUUUGUGACUUGGAGGGCUACAUAUCAGGGUUAUUCUCUAGGUAAUUGCAUUCUAACAUAGGAGGUUUGGAUGUGUCAGUUGUGUCAUAGUGUCUCCACUUGAAGCUUUUAACCAAAAUUUAAAGAAAAAAAGUAUUCAAGCAGGAAAAAAGAUAAAGCUGAAAAAGUCUUCCCCAAAGAAAGGUGUUUGUGUGUGUUGUUCUCUCCUCGACUGGACUAAAUAAUUAGACUAAAAUUUGCACUUUAUAUCACAAAACUGUUAUGACUAGUUUUUAGAGAUGUUGCAACUUUCAUGUCCAUGACAAGAAAUAUUUGCUAAUUAUGCAAUCACAUAAUCAUAAGAAUGUUGCACAGGGAAUGUGGGAUCAGUGUAAAGAAGACCAAGAUUGUCACCCAGGUAGUAGCCGUCCUUGAAGUUUUCUUAAAGUACAUUGCUAAACAGAAAAUAUGAUCAAAACAGUUUUUAAGUAUUUAUCAAUAGCAUGACAAAUACUCACCAGAUGGGUGUAUAAGGCAAAUAGAAAUUAUCAUUUGCCUUCACAGUGCAGGUAAUUUGGGUUUAUAUUAUUUAUUCAUAAAUGGGCAUUCAUAUUCAGUUUCUACAAGAGUUGAACUUUAAACAAUGGAAAACAUUGAAAACAAACCCAAAAUGUUCACAUUUUUCUCUAUUAGUGCAUAACAUGAGGAGUUAAAUUAAAAUUAGGUUAAAUUUGUAACAUAUUUAGCUCUAAAAUAAUAUAAGGUCUUAAUACAGAAUUUUUGAUGGUCAUGAAUAUAGUCUUUGUCAGUCCAAAUCUCCAUUUGGUCUUUUAUCCGACCCAAAACUUAACUGAUGUGGGCACAGCUAUAAAGUAACCAAAAAUCAUUUUACUCUGGCACCAAA